AGCCUCCGGCAGGGACGCGCACCCCACAGGCGCUCCUCUCACUGGCUCACUCACCUACACCGGAGCCCGCAGGCCCUCCCCCUCACCUGCGCACUUCACACACUUGGGCAUUCUAGAAACCCUCACUCAGAUUUUUGCAGGCCCCCGCACAUGUACGCGACACCCGCACACACAUUCUCAGACACUCUCAGAGAACCACACAAGGACAUACACAAACUUGUUCCCACAUACAGAUCCUGGUGCAUGUACACAACGCUUACAGCCGCGAGAGGGAUUCUCUGUAUAAAUCUUACAACUCGCAGACUCAUGGGAACACACGCUCACACACAGACCCCCAUGCAUAUCACACAUUGACACACAUGUUCUCAGUCUCCCACACACUCACUGGGGACACUCGUAGCUUAGGGCGAGACCCCGUGAGCCCACACUUUACCCUGCAGACCACCCUGGCUACCCUGGCUCUGACUCACGCUCACCUGCUGGCCUACUUCCGCUCACAGAUCAGAAGCAUCUCACGCUUGUGGACACUCUCCUACACACACACACAAUUUCCAUCUUCCUGUGUACAAGAGCACCCAGGCUGGGCACAGGAACCCACCUCGGCUCCUUUGUGCAAGCCACCGGCCAGGCUCCUGGAGAGCUGCCAGGAGAGCCAGGCCAGGGGGCCAGGGGGCCUGGCUGGAGGUGGGUCUGCGCCCCUUCCUGGUGACUCAUCUGCUCCCUGGGAGUGGCUGGCCCGGGGUGACCCUGAGCCCAGUGUGGGCUCUGGCGCCAGCCCGAGGGCUCCCUGGUCACACCCGACUGGGCUAUGGUGAGGGCACCGGGAGCCUGGCCAGGGGGUGGGGUGAGGCGGGUGUUUGCCCAGUGGGCGACUGACGUUCCUGGCAAUCCUGAGCUCUGGACAGGCACAGGGUCUGGCUUGGUACGGUUGGGGGGCUGCCACCCAGGCGUGCCAGCCCAUUCCCCCAGGGUGAGGGCAGGGCCUCGGCCUCUGGCCUGCCUGUGUUCCGGGACACCUGUGAAUGUGCCUGUGUCUGACUGUGUUGUCACCAGCCCCUGUGAUGCACAUGCACACACAUGUGUGUUUGCACACGUGUGUGCUCCUCCCUGUCUGCCUCUGGCACCUCUGCCUGGGAUCCCAGCGUGGGGACCUGUCUGUUGACAUCUCCCGAGCCAGUCCCUUCGUAUCGAAGGUAAAAGAGCUGCGGCUGCAGAGAGACGACUUUGAGAUCUUGAAGGUGAUCGGCCGAGGGGCCUUCGGGGAGGUCGCUGUGGUGAGGCAGAGAGACAGUGGGCAGAUUUUUGCCAUGAAAAUGCUGCACAAGUGGGAGAUGCUGAAGAGGGCUGAGACGGCCUGUUUCCGGGAGGAGCGAGACGUCCUGGUGAAGGGGGACAGCCGUUGGGUGACUGCCCUGCACUAUGCCUUCCAGGAUGAGGAGUACCUGUACCUGGUGAUGGACUACUAUGCCGGAGGGGACCUCCUCACACUGCUGAGCCGCUUCGAGGACCGCCUUCCGUCUGAGCUGGCCCAGUUCUACCUGGCUGAGAUGGUGCUGGCCAUCCACUCACUGCACCAGCUCGGCUACGUCCACAGGGAUGUCAAGCCAGACAAUGUCCUGCUGGACAUGAACGGGCACAUCCGCCUGGCCGACUUUGGCUCUUGCCUGCGUCUCAACAACAGCGGCAUGGUGGACUCCUCGGUGGCUGUAGGGACACCAGACUACAUCUCCCCUGAGAUCCUGCAGGCCAUGGAGGAGGGCAAGGGCCAUUAUGGCCCGCAGUGUGACUGGUGGUCUCUGGGAGUCUGCGCCUAUGAGCUGCUCUUUGGGGAGACGCCCUUCUACGCUGAGUCCCUGGUGGAAACUUACGGCAAGAUCAUGAACCAUGAGGAUCACCUGCAGUUCCCCCCAGAUGUGCCUGACGUGCCAGCCAGUGCCCAAGACCUGAUCCGCCAGCUGCUGUGCCGCCAGGAGGAACGUUUGGGACGUGGUGGGCUGGAUGACUUCCGCAACCACCCCUUCUUUGAAGGUGUGGACUGGGAGCGGCUGGCAACCAGCACGGCCCCCUACAUUCCUGAGCUCCGUGGGCCUGUGGACACCUCCAACUUCGACGUGGAUGACGACACCCUCAACCACCCAGGCACCCUGCCACCACCCUCCCAUGGGGCUUUCUCAGGUCACCACCUGCCAUUUGUGGGCUUCACCUAUACCUCGACCAGUCCUGGUCCUGAGGGCGGCUCCGAGCAGCUGGCUGCCCUGGAGCGGAAGAUCAUGUGUCUGGAGGAAGAGAAGGCAGAGCUGAGCCGGAAGCUGUAUGAGGUCCGGCUGAGCCCCUCAGAUCGUCAGGACCUGGAGCAGCUACGAAAAGAAGUGCAGACCCUACGGGAGAGGCUGUCAGAGACACUGAAGGAGAGGGAUGGCAAAGCCCCCUUGUCCCAGAUGGAUAGGCCCCCUGCUGACAGCCCAGGCCAGGCCAGUGACCUACGUCAGGAGAGAGACCAGCUCCGCCAGGAGCUGGCUGAGGCUCAGAGAGGGCUUCGGGCACUGGAGCAGGAGCUGUGCCGAGCCCAGCAGCAGCAGGAGGAGCUGUUCCAGAGGCUGCAGGAGGCCCAGGAGAGAGAGGUGGCCACGGCCAGCCAGACCCAGGCCCUGAGCUCCCAGCUGGAGGAAGCCUGGGAUGCCCGGAGAGAGCUGGAGGCCCAGGUGGCCAGCCUGAGCCAGGAGGUGACUCAGCUGCAGAGACAGUGGGAGCGGAGCCUUGAGAAGGAGUCGACCUCAGUCAAGACUGUCCACACAGCCUCUGAGACCAAUGGCACGGGACCACCCGGGGGUGGGCUGCAGGAGGCCCAGCUUCAGAAGGAGGUGGCUGCCCUACGUGUGCAGCUGGACCAGGCCCGCAGUCAGGGGCCGAGUGGGAAGGAGGAGGUCCUGUGCCGGCUGCAGGAGGAGAACCAGCGGCUGAGCCGGGAGCAAGAGCGGCUGGCGGAAGAGCUGGAGCAGGAGCAGCAGAGUAAGCAGCGGCUGGAGGGGGAGCGGCGGGAGACAGAGAGCAACUGGGAGGCCCAGAUCGCCGACAUCCUCAGCUGGGUGAAUGAUGAGAAGGUCUCAAGGGGGUACCUGCAGGCCCUAGCCACCAAGAUGGCAGAGGAGCUGGAGUCCUUGCGGAAUGUGGGCACCCAGACGCUCCCUGCCCGGCCACUGGACCACCAGUGGAAGGCACGGCGGCUGCAGAAAAUGGAGGCCUCGGCCCGGCUGGAGCUGCAGUCGGCACUGGAGGCCGAGAUCCGGGCCAAGCAGGGCCUGCAGGAGCGGCUGACGCAGGUGCAGGAAGCCCAGUUGCGGGCCGAGAGCCGUCUGCAGGAGGCUGAGAAGCAGAACCAGGGCCUGCAGCAGGAGCUGGCUGCACUGCAGGAGGAGCUGCAAGCUCGCGGGCCAGGGGACACCAAGCCACUGAACACCCUGCUUCCCUUCCUGUCCUUCUGGAGCUCAGAGAAGGACUCCGCCAAGGACUCUGGUGUCUCAGGAGAGGCUUCGAGGUCAGGGCUGGAGCCAGAGCUGAGGCCAGAGGGCCGCCGCAGCCUGCGCAUGGGGGCUGUGUUCUCCAGGGUACCUGCUGCCACCACAGCCCCUGCAGACAGUCCUCCUGCUAAGCCCGGCUCACAUGUGCUGCGUCCCCGGACCUUCCCCUCCCCCACCAAGUGUCUCCACUGCACCUCGCUGAUGCUAGGCCUGGGCCGCCAGGGCCUCGGGUGUGACGCCUGCAGCUACUUCUGCCACUCAAUGUGUGCCCCACAGGCCCCCCUCUGCCCUGUGCCCCCUGACCUCCUCCGCACGGCCCUGGGAGUGCACCCUGAGACGGGCACUGGCACUGCCUAUGAGGGCUUCCUGUCGGUGCCUCGGCCCUCGGGCGUCCGACGUGGCUGGCAGCGGGUCUUUGCUGCUGUCAGUGACUCGCGCCUACUGCUGUUUGAUGCCCCUGACCCACGGCUCAGCCCGGCCAGUGGGGCCUUCCUGCAGGCACUGGAUCUGAGGGAUCCCCAGUUCUCAGCCACCCCCGUCCUGGCCUCUGAUGUUAUCCACGCCCAAUCCAGGGACCUGCCACGCAUCUUUAGGGUGACUGCCUCUCAGCUGGCAGUGCCGCCCACCACAUGCACCGUGCUGCUGCUAGCAGAGAGCGAGGGCGAGCGGGAGCGCUGGCUGCAGGUGCUGGGUGAGCUGCAGCGGCUGCUACAGGACGUACGGCCACAGCCCCGACCUGUGUACACCCUCAAGGAAGCCUACGACAACGGGCUGCCGCUGCUGCCCCACACGCUCUGCGCCGCCAUCAUCGACCAGGAACGGCUUGCUCUGGGCACUGAGGAGGGGCUGUUUGUGAUCCACCUACACACCAACGACAUCUUCCAGGUGGGCGAGUGUCGGCGGGUGCAGCGGCUGGCCAUGAGCCCCACUGUGGGUCUCCUGGUGGUACUGUGCGGCCGCGGCCCCAGCGUGCGCCUCUUCGCCCUGGCCGAGCUGGAGAAUACAGAAGCCACGGGUGCCAAGAUCACUGAGUCACGAGGCUGCCAGGCACUGGCAGCUGGGCGCAUCCUGCAGGCCCGCACCCCUGUGCUUUGUGUAGCUGUCAAGCGCCAGGUGCUCUGCUACCAGCUGGGGCCGGGCCCAGGGCCCUGGCAGCACCGAAUCCGGGAACUGCAGGCACCUGCACCUGUGCAGAGCCUGGGGCUGCUGGGCGACCGGCUGUGUGUGGGCGCGGCUGGGGCCUUCACCCUCUACCCGCUGCUCAACGAGGCUGCACCCUUAGCGCUGGGGGCCGGGCUGGUGCCUGAGGAGCUACCACCGUCUCGCGGGGGCCUGGGCGAAGCGCUAGGUGCUGUGGAGCUCAGCCUCAGUGAGUUGCUGCUGCUCUUCACCACUGCCGGGGUCUACGUGGAUAGUGCUGGCCGCAAGUCUCGAGGCCACGAACUGCUGUGGCCAGCAGCCCCCACGGGCUGGGGUUACGCAGCCCCCUACCUGACAGUGUUCAGUGAGAACUCCAUCGAUGUGUUUGACGUGAGGAGAGCAGAAUGGGUGCAGACCAUGCCACUCAAGAAGGUGCGACCCCUGAACCCAGAGGGCUCCCUGUUCCUCUAUGGCACCGAGAAGGUUCGCCUGACCUACCUCAGGAACCGGCUGGCAGGUGAGGGAAUGUGCGCGUGUGUACGUGCGUGCACCUCUAUGUGCAAGUGUUCCUCCUGUGUGCCUUCACCUGUGCACACGUGUGACCGUGAGAGCCAGCGGACUGGGGACUUGGGAGCACUACCCAGCUCUGUUCUUCCCACAGAGAAGGACGAGUUCGACAUCCCCGACCUCACGGACAACAGCCGGCGCCAGCUCUUCCGCACCAAGAGCAAACGCCGCUUCUUCUUCCGUGUAUCGGAGGAGCAGCGGCAGCAGCAGCGCAGGGAGAUGCUGAAGGAUCCCUUCGUGCGUUCCAAGCUCAUCUCACCGCCAACCAACUUCAACCACCUGGUGCACGUGGGCGCCACCGACGGGAAGCCCACUGCCAGGGGCCUGGCCCGGGUUCCGGAAGAGAAGGGCCGAGGUGCCCGCAGCUCCGGCCCGCAGCGGCCCCACAGCUUCUCAGAGGCCUCUCGGCGCCCAGCCUCUAUGGACAGCGAUACCCUCGCUGGAGACGUGGACCCCAUGAAGAGGAAACCUCGGACAUCUCUGUCCAGCGAAUCUGUGUCCUGCCCGCAGGGAUCGCUGAGCCCUGCAGCCUCCCUAACGCAGCUCUGUGUCACCCAUCAGCGGGCCCCAGCAGGAGCCUGGCAGCAGGCUGGCUCUAGUGUCCCAGCUGUGUGGCCCUGAGUGAGGUGCUCAACCACCCUGAGCUCGUCUCAUCUGUAAAAUGAGGCUGUUAUCAUAAGGUCUGUAUCAGGUGAUGCCUGGGAAGAGCCCAGCACAUGGGGAGAGCACUGGGUGGAGCUCCUGGGACCCCUAACAGAGGACCGAGGAGCCCUGGGGGAGGCAUCUCUGGGAGGUGGAAACAGUUAAGUGCUUGACUGCUAGCCAAAAGGUUGGCAGUUCAAACAUACCCAGAGUCACCUCUGAAGACUGGCUUGGCAAUCUACUUCCAAAAGGUCACAGCCUUGGAAACCUUAUGGAGCAGUUCUCCUCUGUACACAUGGGGUUACCAUGAGUCAGAAUCAACUAACAAUAACAGACGCCCAGAUCGUGGGCAGAGGGGUUCCAGAGGAAGGCCUAAGAGGAGGUGGGAAGGCUCCCACCUAUCCUCCAGCCACAUUGACUACUUCCCUCCCACACACACACCCACUCAAGCCACACCAGGCCACCCAGAGCCCUGAGACUUGCCACGCUCUUUCAUACCUCUGGCUCUUCCCCUGCUCUGCCUCCUGUUUUGAAUGCCUUCCCAAUCCUUAGCCUAAUCAAUGCCCAGGCCACCCUCAAGGCCCUGCACCAAUAUCACCUUGUGCAAAGAAGCCUUCCUGGUGGCCUGGUCAUGGCCUCCCUGGGCCUUCCAUGGGUGCCUAGCUUGUGGCACCUACUGUGCUGUGGCUGUCUGUAUGGGUGCCUAUCCUCCUCCCCUGACUGUGGCCUCCUUGAUAGUGGGGCUCAGGCCUCUCUCUUCUGCCCAGAGUAAAGCAUGUUCGCUGAUUGAAUGAAGGAUGGAGUGAAGGAAGAAAGGGACCUUGAGUUGGGCUCCAGGGUUAGGUAGAAGUUCCCCAGGUUCUUCCAGUGACUCAUGCACCACCCCACCCCCUCAUAUCUGGCCUCCUUCAAGGGCCUGCUAGAGCAAGUGAUGAGUCCUAGGGAGGCUUCUGGAAGGCACUGGCCUGGUGAGGAACAAGUCUUGCCUGCCUCUCCCCACCGUGACUUCCUCCUAUUCUCCCCACCCCCACCAGGUCUCAGAGCGGCCCAGGAGCCUCCCUCCGGCCCCUGAUUCAGAGAGUUCCCCUUGACACCCUCCAGCAGGGCCCACCCCAAUCCCAGGACAGAGGGAUGUGUGGGAGCCAAGAGCUUGAGGAAUGCCAUACUCCGGCCGGUCCGGACAUGUGGAAUUCGAACUCGGGGAAGGCCUGGGCUGGGCAGCGGCAGGAGGCUUGCCUGGGUUCCCACGACUCAGGGUCUCGACCCCCAGCCCUCAUCCUACCUUUCCCCUCUGGUCCCAGCCUGUGCUGGUCACUAGGAAUAGAAUGGCCUCCUCGGCCCUGAUCUCCAGGGAGACUGUGCCAAAGCUCUCAUUUUGGGUCCCAAGCCCCUGCGUCAGGGUGAGAGAGGGAGAAGGCCCCGGGCCCCGGAACAGGUCUGGGGCCCUGUGCUGCCAUCAGGACCCUCACUGAGGCCAGAAUGGGGCAUGUCUGGGUCUCUGCUCAGGGUCAGGGUGGGAAAGACAGGUGCUGGUCCAGAAGAAAAGAAGUUAGAGAGUAGAGGGAAGGAUGUAAGUGAAGAAGGUGAGAGAGAGGAAGGGGGUGGAAAGGAAGUGGGAGAGGAGGUAGAGAGGAGAAAUUGGAAGGGGAUGGAAGUGAUCCAGAGGAGGAGAGAGGGAUAAAGGAGGUGAUGAGGAAGAAGAGAUGAGAAGGGUGGAGGGGAGAGGUUCUGGGAGGAAAACACAGCCCCACGGAUCCUUUCUGGGGAGGAGCUCGGUGAGCUUGGGACCAGGGAAGGGGCUUCAUGAGCAGGACUGACAUUGUUGUCUAAUCCGUCCAAGGUGAAUCUAAUUCCUAGGCAGGGAUGGAAUGGGAUAAGAUGGGGGGUAUUUAUAAGGCUCCUUGGUGGGGAGGAGGGCACACGGGCCUUCCCAGAAAGGGGCGACCUUUUUUCUUGAAGCUUCAACCAACUCUGUAUUAGGGGGUCAUAUGGGGACAUUUUCUUAUUGAUCACAGUCAUUAUUAUUGUUAUUAUAUUACUAUUUUUAUUAAACUUCUCCCUACUGAAGUGUGGGGGGCAAAAUGAGUAUUUAUCUUCUCAAAUGGCACAUUCCCAGAUGGGAUUGAUCCAAUGUUCCAGGAGGCAACAAGAAACCAAUAAAGACAGCUUUGUAAGCUGC
Molecule: messenger RNA, 8046 nt
Organism: Loxodonta africana (African savanna elephant)
Lineage: Eukaryota; Metazoa; Chordata; Mammalia; Proboscidea; Elephantidae
Gene: CDC42BPG
Product: CDC42 binding protein kinase gamma
Exons: 36
Coding region: 1023-5846 (1607 amino acids)
Biological process (GO): actomyosin structure organization; peptidyl-threonine phosphorylation
Cellular component (GO): cytoplasm; cytoskeleton
Molecular function (GO): ATP binding; protein serine/threonine kinase activity
Source: RefSeq, a predicted model, not a curated record